Molecule: messenger RNA, 516 nt
Organism: Prunus armeniaca (apricot)
Lineage: Eukaryota; Viridiplantae; Streptophyta; Magnoliopsida; Rosales; Rosaceae
Source: the annotation of a GenBank genome assembly
AUGCAAAAUCUUCAGAAGUAUCUGGCUUCCGAGUUUGAGAUGAAGUCAUUGGGUGAUUUGAAGUACUUUCUUGGGAUUGAAGUUGCCAGAUCUAAACAUGUGAGUGUAGUGAGUCAGUUUAUGCAUUCUCCUAGUGAAGAUCAUAUAGGUGCUGUGAUGCGCAUUUUGAGUGCCGAGGCCGAGUACUGUGGGAUGACUCAAGGUGUGUGCGAGUUACUAUGGUUGAGAAGAUUGUUGAGAGAUCUUGGGUUUGGACCCCAGAAACCCAUAGAUUUGUAUUGUGAUAAUAAAGUUGCAAUUGCAAUUGAGCAUAACCUUGUGCAACAUGAUCGUACAAAGCAUGUGGAGGUUGAUCAACAUUUUGUUAAAGAAAAGUUGGAUGCUAAAAUUAUUUCUUUUCCGUUUAUAUCAUCCGAGUAUCAAUUGGCAAAUGUUCUUAUGAAAGCUGUGUCUACUACAGUCUUUCUCAACUCGCUUGACAAGUUGGGCAUGCGUGACAUCUUUGCUCCAACUUGA